Molecule: messenger RNA, 945 nt
Organism: Miscanthus lutarioriparius
Lineage: Eukaryota; Viridiplantae; Streptophyta; Magnoliopsida; Poales; Poaceae
Source: the annotation of a GenBank genome assembly
AUGAAAGGUUACAAGACGACUAAUUAUGAUUUGCCAUCGGAUAUGGAGGAACAAGCCAGCCAUAUAUUAAGGAGAUGUCGUGGGCUUCCACUUGCCAUAUCUACCAUCGGAGGUCUCCUAGCGAAUAGGCCGAAAACAAGCAUAGAGUGGAGGAACCUGCACGAACAUCUUGGGGCAGAGUUGGAGUCUGACCUCCGCAAUAUCACCAAGGUGAUCGUCUCAAGUUAUGAUGGCUUGCCGUAUCACCUGAAAUCCAUCUUCUUGUACCUCAGUAUCUUCCCUGAGAACCAUGAGAUCAGACGCACCCGCUUGCUCAGGCGGUGGAUGGCAGAAGGCUACAUAGCAAAGAACCGCUACAUAGCAAAGAACCGUGACAUAGCAAAGAAGCAUGAUUCAAGCAUGGUGCUCAAGAUCAUCUUGUCCAAGUUCAUCGAGGAGAACCAACUAUUACUCAUCGAGAAGCAUUCCAAUGAGAUUCCACAAAGUGAGUGCUGCAAGGUUUUCAAUGCAAGUGUAAGAGCUCCCGAAGGAAUCGAGAAGUUACAGAACCUGCACAUGUUGGGGGUGGUCAAUGUUGGCAAUGGAAAUGGUGUGGCAGGGAGGCUCAAGAAGCUGACGAACUUGACAAAUUUGAGAAGGUUAGGGCCGGUCGAAGGGCUUACUGAGAAACAAGGGCACGAUCUGUGUCAAUCGAUAGGUGAACUCAGGCGAUUGCAACGGCUUGAAGUGCGCUCUGAUUCACUUACAUUUCUCACUCAAAUGGGUGAACUGCAAGUACCAGCACAUCUUGUUUCCCUGAGGCUGUGUGGGAAUCUGAGUAGUCUACCUAAUUGGAUCGGUUCACUCAAUGAUCUAGCUAAGGUGAAGCUGCUGGGGACACAACUGAAGCACAAAGACAUUGAGCGCCUUCAGAACCUGCGCAACCUGACUUUGCUAGGCCUAUGA